AUCAGUACACGUCCCAUCGCGUCGGUUCAGUAUCUGUUAAGAGUGAAAUGGAAUCACGAAUGAAGUGCCGUCUUUAUUACACUUGAGCGUAAUCAAAUAUGUAAGACAAAGCAAGUGUUAUGGUCUUUCCUAUCACCUUUUCAUUCGCUUUUAACGGGUUUACCGCUUGAUACACAUUAUUCUCGAUUUCCACACACUUAUAACUUUAAAAACAGCAAAGACGACGUCAAUUUAGCAUAGUAUUAGUUACAAAGACUUUAUUCAACGCCAGUGUGUAUUUGUGAUUUGCACGGCAUCGUGUUUUUUUAAUUGCUUGUGAUUAAAUUUUCUUAUCCAAAAAUAAUAAUGUAUUGUAUGAUAGCAACAAUCGUAGCACUGUCAUACAUUUUCUGGGACAUUAACUACUUUCUACGGAUUGCUUUUACCAUUGGAAUUGGGAGAUUAUUUCAAAAGAAAUGUGGCGUUAAUGAGACUACAACUAUAUAUGGUUUUUGCACAACACAAGAUGUAGAUAUUUUUUUGAGACACAUGAACAACGCCCGGUAUGUGCGUGAACUUGAUUUUGCAAGAUUCCACUUCUACGACAGAACUGGUAUUUACCACAAUAUAAAAGCGGUUGAUGGGCAUGCAUUACAAGGGGCUUCAAGUAUUCGGUACAGAAGAACGAUACCAAUUUUCUCGGCGUAUAAAGUAGAAACAAAGUUGGCGUACUGGGAGGAUAAAACGCUUUUUAUCGAGCAGAAGUUCAUAACGCUGAGCGACGGGUUCGUGCGCGCUGUUGUGCUGUCGAGGCAAAACCUCAUCAAUGUCGACGUAGCAACACUCUUCAAGGAUAUUCCCGGCGCUGAUAAAAAACCGGAAUGCCCCGAAGAAAUUAAACAUUGGCUUCAGGCUAUUGAGAUUUCUAGCGCAAAAUUAAGGAAGAAGGAUUAGAUAGAACUAUUGUUAUUAUUUUUAUACAAAUUAAUAUAUUUUUAUACUGGAGGAUUUAGGUUGGGUUUGUAAUAAAUAUAUUUUAAAAAAGCUU
This is a messenger RNA of Manduca sexta (tobacco hornworm), 1027 nucleotides long. Its product is annotated as protein THEM6-like. Bases 346 to 933 code for a protein of 195 amino acids. Lineage: Eukaryota; Metazoa; Arthropoda; Insecta; Lepidoptera; Sphingidae. The transcript is spliced from 3 exons. The record is from RefSeq and is a predicted model, not a curated record.